CUGAUUUUGAGAUUGACUUUAGUGACUUUAACUGUCAAAAUCACAGAUGUCAAAAUUAGUCAACAACAUAACCAACAAAUGCGACCACAAAUUAAUCUUUAUAAAUUGAUAAUAAGUAACUGAUUUGACUUAAAUCAAGAAAAUUGUGUGUAGUUUCUUCCCUACAAACAUCAUUGUGGACUAAGAAAAGUGAUAAGAAUAAAUUAAUUAUGGGUCGUAAAAUACCAGCGAAGAAACAUCGUGGUGUGAAAGAUCCACUGCAGCAACAGGCAAAACGUUUACAGAGUUUGAAGGGGAAGAUAAAUGCGCCGCCGAAGGAUCCGGACGAGCAGCCCGUGCCGCGCUCGCUGCUGCGGCUGUUCGGCGCCCGCGACGCGCCCCGCACCAAGCAGCCGAGGCGGGCCAAUCUCCAGCGACAAAGUGACUCACGAGGAGGCAAGAACCCCAUUUCUCAAAUGAAGAAGCUUCCGGGUGAAACUGGCCGGUCAUUCUCGCUCCGCAUCAACAAUGCUAUCAGAGCACUACAUGGCACCAUAGACCAGGAAGAUUACCCAGUAGAAUUAGAGACGGAAGCGGAUGACGUGAAAGGUGAGCGCAUGGAAGCGCAGCGGCGGCGGCGGGAGCGCAAGCGCAAGCGCGCGGCGGCAGGGGCGGGCGCGGGCGCGGGCGCGGUGGCGGGCGCGGGGCAGGCGGCCGGCUCGCGCGCGCGCCGCGCCGCACUCAAGAAGCAGGCCAAGGAGCAGAGGGAGGCUGAAGCGGCGCAGGAGCGGCGCGAGCUGGUGUACGAGCGCGUGCGCUUCGGCGAGCAGGCGCACGCGCCGCCCGCGCUGCCGCCGCCCCGCGCGCGCCGCAACCCCGCCGCGCCCGGCGCCGCCAGGCCGGGCCGGCGCGAGCUGCUGCUGAGCCGGCUGCUGGCGCCGGGCGGGGCGGGCGGGGCGGGCGGGACAGCCGGGGCGGACGGGACGGGGGCGGGCGGCACCAAGGCGCGCGCGCUGCCGGCCGCCGAGCGAAUGCGCCGCGAGCGCGCGCGCCAGGACGCCGUCGACGCCUACCGCAAGAUCAAGGCAGCGCACGCCAAAAACAGGACGCAGUAGGAAGCAUUUUAUCGGAACAAUAAAUACAUUUAUUUCAUAAA
This is a messenger RNA of Ostrinia furnacalis (Asian corn borer), 1135 nucleotides long. RefSeq names its product coiled-coil domain-containing protein 137. The record is from RefSeq and is a predicted model, not a curated record. Lineage: Eukaryota; Metazoa; Arthropoda; Insecta; Lepidoptera; Crambidae. The transcript is spliced from 6 exons. Gene Ontology annotation, cellular component: nucleus. The coding region runs from base 210 to 1094 and encodes 294 amino acids.